Notothenia coriiceps (black rockcod) is the source of this 5214-nucleotide messenger RNA. RefSeq names its product acyl-CoA synthetase long chain family member 3b (gene acsl3b). The transcript is spliced from 15 exons. Lineage: Eukaryota; Metazoa; Chordata; Actinopteri; Perciformes; Nototheniidae. Bases 360 to 2495 code for a protein of 711 amino acids. Gene Ontology annotation, molecular function: long-chain fatty acid-CoA ligase activity. Gene Ontology annotation, biological process: long-chain fatty-acyl-CoA metabolic process; long-chain fatty acid metabolic process; neuron differentiation. Gene Ontology annotation, cellular component: plasma membrane; lipid droplet; endoplasmic reticulum. The record is from RefSeq and is a predicted model, not a curated record.
AGAAGCUUCCGGGCUGGCAGCACUGGCCCGGUGAUGCUCAAAUUUAUAAUUUCACUACAUUUUUCAAUCGUUUAAUGACAGGUUAGUAGAUGUGAUUCAUACCCAAACACAUAUUGUUUAUAGAUUAUGCCAAUAUGAUGUCAGAGCUUUGGUUACAACGAUAAAGAGACUUGAUUCAACCCUGCAGCGACUCAGGCGUAGCGGCUGGAAAAGAGGUUUGGACUUACUGCACAAACGAACGACUGCCUGCAAUCUUCAGCCGCAGCAAGUCAAAAUACUUCAAGCGCUGAGAAGAGUGUGGGAAGAGUGUGACGCCGCUUGUUUAGUUUGAUUUAUUUGAUUUAUCUUCAUCCUCAAAGAUGAAGUUGAAGGAGGAUAUGAACCCGCUGCUGCUGCAAGUCUUCCGUUCUGUGGUGUGGGUCUACUCGGUCAUCACCUUCAUACCCUGGUACUUCCUCUCAGGAGCUAGCAACAACCUAGAGCGGGCAAACCGGAUCAAGGCACGCUCAGUUAGUGGACUGCCAUUAGGGCCUUACAGGGCCACCAACAGUCAAGACAAGCUGGUGGCAUGGAUGCACCCCAAUGUUGGCACCCUGGACAAAAUGUUUAAAUACGCUGCCAGUCGGUUUCCACAGAGAGACUGUCUAGGCACCAGGGAGGUGCUCAGUGAAGAGGAUGAGAUCCAGCCGAACGGCAAGGUCUUCAAAAAGGUAAUUCUAGGGAACUAUAACUGGCUGUCGUACGAGGAAGCCUACGAGGCAGCGAAGUGUUUUGGCAGCGGUCUGGCAGCACUCGGCCUGAAGCCGCAGUGUAAAAUCGCCAUCUUCUGCGAGACCAGAGCAGAGUGGAUGUUGGUAGCACAAGCCUGCUUUAUGUACAAUUUCCAACUUGUGACACUGUAUUCCACUCUCGGACCCAUGGCCAUCGCCCACGGCCUGAACGAGACGGAGAUCACGCACAUCAUCACAAGCAAAGACCUGCUUCAGAGCCGUCUCAAGGCCAUAGUGUGUGAUGUGCCGAGGCUGCAGUAUAUCAUUGUAGUUGACAGUAAACCCACAAGCUGGCCAAACAUCCCCAGAGGAAUCACAGUCUACAGUAUGGACGCUGUGAAGGAGAUAGGGUCCAAGCCUGAAAAUAUCGCAGUAAACCGCAGUCAGCCAGAGUCCUCAGACAUCGCGGUCAUCAUGUACACCAGCGGCUCCACAGGCAUCCCCAAGGGUGUCAUGGUCUCCCAUGGCAACAUCAUUGCUGGCAUUACUGGCAUGGCCGAGCGAAUCCCUAACCUCAAUGAAUCAGACACCUAUAUUGGCUACCUGCCGUUGGCGCAUGUUUUAGAGCUCAGCGCAGAACUCGUGUGCAUCUCUCACGGCUGUAGCAUCGGCUACUCCUCCCCCCAGACUCUAGCUGACCAGUCUACCAAGAUAAAGAAGGGCAGUAAAGGGGACACCAGUGUGCUGAAACCUACUCUCAUGGCUGCUGUACCAGAAAUCAUGGAUCGCAUCUACAAGAAUGUGAUGACUAAAGUGGAGGAGAUGAGCAAACUGCAGAGGACACUGUUUGCGCUGGCUUACAACUACAAGAUGGAGCAGAUCUCCAAGGGUUACAGCACGCCACUCUGCGACAGUCUGGUGUUCAAACGGGUGCGUGCGCUCUUGGGAGGGAACACCCGGGUCCUGCUCUCAGGCGGAGCCCCCCUCUCUGCUGCCACACAGCGCUUCAUGAACAUCUGCCUGUGCUGCCCGGUGGGCCAGGGCUACGGCCUGACGGAGACCUGUGGAGCCGGCACCAUCAGCGAGAUGUGGGACUACAGCACAGGACGAGUUGGUGCUCCAUUGGUUUGUUCAGAGAUGAAACUGAAAGACUGGGAGGAGGGUGGAUACUACAGCACCGAUAAGCCCAACCCACGGGGGGAGAUUUUGAUUGGCGGCCCCAACGUAACGAUGGGAUACUACAAAAAUGAAACUAAGAACUGUGAGGACUUUUAUGUGGAUGAGAAUGGCCAGAGAUGGUUCUGUACAGGAGACAUUGGAGAGGUUCACACUGACGGAUGCCUGAAGAUCAUUGACCGUAAGAAGGACCUGGUGAAGUUACAGGCAGGCGAGUACGUCUCUCUUGGAAAGGUGGAGGCUGUUUUGAAGAACUGCUCACUCAUAGACAACAUCUGUGCCUAUGCCAACAGUGACCAGUCGUAUGUGAUCAGCUUCGUGGUGCCUAACCACAAGCAGCUCAUGGCCCUGGCGGAGCAGGUGCAGGUGAGAGGCACAUGGGAGGAGAUGUGCAACAAUUCUCAGAUGGAGAAAGAAGUUCUUCGCAUCAUUACUGAAGCUGCCCUCUCAGCGAAAAUGGAGCGGUUCGAGAUCCCCAAGAAGAUCCGUCUGAGUUCUGAGCCCUGGACCCCGGAGACUGGGUUGGUCACCGACGCAUUCAAACUGAAACGCAAGGAGCUGAAAUCACACUACCAGGAAGACAUUGAGAGAAUGUACGGAGGAAAAUAAAACAAUGCUUUAAACAACCCAUCCACAUAUAUACUUGUACACAUACACAUGGAGCUCAGAAGCCACUACAAGGAGUAUUGGGAGAGCAGUUAUACUUUAGACACACACACACACACACACACACACACACACACACACACACACACACACACACUCUACUACAGGCACAUAAAGCAUCUCAUGCAUCUCCUCCUCGGCUUCCCUGCGACCAGCUUCGAUCAAAAGAGGGAGACGAAUCUUGAAACCAGCUUACUUGCUAUCUCUCAAGACCAAAAGGCUCAUGGUCCCUUAUAGAUGGCUGAACCAGCCGGUGCGACUUACUCACCGUUCCCCUUUGAGUUUCUAUGACAACCGAGGUGGCACAUGAAGUCGGACGUCCGUAUGACUCGAAGUGAAAUAAAUGUCAGGCUAAACGUAUAUCUGGAUCAGUAUCCGUGCGCUCGUUCUGUUACUCCUCUUCUUCCUCCCCUGCUCUCUGGAGGGCUCUACAUGUUCAGUAUGGUAGUGGACUUAGUGCAGAUACCUGGCAGGGACAUAGGGUAGCAUGAGAGCGAUGGAGGAGUCUCUCCUGAGCUUUAAGUAACAUUCAGGUUGGAAUAUAUGCAGGGAUCUUCAUUACACGUUUCUCAUGUUUAGUUCGUCAGCUUUGAAACCCCAUUUGAUGAGUAUUUUUUUAAGUAUGAGGAAUCGGUGUUGCAAAGCCAUGAGAGAUUGAGCAUCAACAUUUUUUAUUAUUUUCUUACUGUAUUUUGUAUGGUUAUAUUCUAAAGGGUCUUUUUUUCUCUAUCCUCCUGUUUUGUAUUGCCAAUUUGUUUACGCAAAGUACUUUAUUGGGCUUUGUUUCCAGGUUCUUUUUUGGUUGGCUUUUCUGCCCUGCCCCUUUUUUCUGCCUGUGUCUCAAAGCUUGUACAUUUGAGUGUGUGCUUGCUAACUUGACUAGUAGAAGCGAUUCAGUCUCUCUUUUGGUCUCGGCCCCUUUGCAGCAGGGUCAAACAUAAAUUGUAAAACGCAUCCAUUGGGGCUUUUUCUGUCUCUGCUCUUUGCCCACGGCUUCAUCUAUCCACCUAAGCGCCCCCCGGACACCUCCCAGCCUGUAUCUAAAUGGUUAUUCUGUAUUGUCUGUUCAUUGAUCAUUAAGAAGCCCUGCCUCGUAUUCCUCCAGUCAUGACCAAUGCACCGUAUGGAUGUCUCAGAGGGAAAUAAGCCCAGCGUAGAAAAAUAGUUACAUUAAGCCUUUUAUGGGUUACUCUUUCAAUUACUUUUUGGCGGAAAUGUACAUGUUAUAUUUUUUUCUCCAUAGAUUGAGUAACUGUUACUUUUGUCUUUUUUUACUUAUGAAUAUGAAUUACAAAAUGAAUGUGCAAUAUUUAUACACAAAUUUAAACUAGAGUACAUAGGAAGAAGAAAAAAACCGCACAUACAGCAGCCCCUCCGUAGUGUAUGAAUGUUAAGGUCUGUUGCUCGUAUUGAAAGACAUGUUGGAACACAAGCAAAGGGUUAAAGGGGUGGAGACACACUGAGAGGGAGGUCUAGAUGAAGCCCAUUUGAACGUACUGUGCUAAAUAAUGCAAUCAUCUUUAUUCAGACUGAACUAUUUAUUAUUGGGCAUUGUAGAAACCGCUUAAUAUAAAGUGUGCAACUGUACCAAAGCACUUGAAUACAUAUUUGAGGAGGAAAGCGCUCCAGUCAAACAACUGAAGAAAUUCCUUAUCAAUACACUCCCUUUUUUAAUUGUUAGUAAAUAGCAUAAACUUACCAGACCUCAAAGUAUCUUCGAAUUGGUUCAUGUGUAUGACACUGUAUUGCAACUUAUAUGAAGAGGUUCAACCGCCACAUGUUUGAACUCAUGUAAAAAAUACUGAAUACAUGUCAUACUGUAGUUUUCAGAUUGGUGGUGAAAUUACCUGAAUGGCAUCAGUACGAGUGACACCCUCGCUUCAGUCUUUCUUUCUUCGCUUCACAUUUAUGGGUAGAACACAAAAUAGUUUUUUGGUCAACGGUCCUUUGUAAGGCCGACGUCUAUCCCCCAGGUGCCCUCUUGUAAUGCAAGUCUUGCUUUGCUUGUACUGAAGAAUUUUAGCAUUAACAAAUGUACAGUCAGGUACUCUUAACUAGUUCUCUUAUCCAACUAGCUCAACGUAAAGGUUAUUUUAGCAUGUACAGAAGUUACAGUACCAUCAUGAUGAAAUGGAAAGCCACUCCUCCCUUCCUGAUUUGUAUUACAGUUCUUUCUCUCGACAUUUUAGUGAAAAGUCAGUAGCUUACUGUGCUGUUUGCUGCUUUUCCUCUGCCUGGCUAGAGGCAGCUAGUUGCCUUCUGACACACAUGAGCUGUCUUCAGGGGUCUUAAGAAUGUGAAGCACUACCCACAUUUUAGUUGAUAGCACGCAAUGCUGUGUCCUGCUACAUCCAUUUCAGCAAGGCCAAGACAAAGUGGCGGUGGGAAGACCACUCCUCUAGUUUCACUUGCAUUGUAAAUAGGUUGAGAGGGGAAGGGAUCUAUGAAUUCAAGUCCAUUCAAACUACCAAUAAUUGUACAGGCGUAAAGUCUCCUGUUAUAUUUAAUAAUCUUUGUUACUGACCAGUUUUCGAGGGUCUCCUCGUUGAUUUGUGUGAUUAAGUGGCCCUGCGAGCCAGGCUAUUUGCAAUUGUCUCUUUCCUUAUUUAUUUGUAAUUUGGCCUUGAAAACGAUGUAAUGAAAAUAAAAAGUUGUGUUGUAA